Molecule: messenger RNA, 1815 nt
Organism: Prorocentrum cordatum
Lineage: Eukaryota; Dinophyceae; Prorocentrales; Prorocentraceae
Source: the annotation of a GenBank genome assembly
AUGGAUGGAGAGCGCAUUGCGCGACUGCGCAGUGCUGCUAGCUGGGGUGCCGCUGCAGAGCAUCAAGACCUACCAGCCCGCCUGCUUCAGCCUCGCGGACUACAAGGCGGUCCAGCCGUUCUUUCGGGAGGCGUUGCCGCCCAUACUCCGCGGGGUGUGCGUCCUGUGCAGCGACCCCAAGCUGCAAGGCGUGUCCUCGGAUUUCAUCGCCCUGGCCCUAGGCAUCGUUGUGCUGCUGCUCGGCGACGCGUCGCGGGAGCCGCUGGAGGCCGAGCUCAAAGUCUACAUACGCGUGGCCAAGCAGGCCUCGCUGCACGCCGCGUCACUGGGCCAGAAGGACGGCGGGCGUGCCGCAUCGGAGGCCACCCCCGGGGCGGUUGUCACGACCGCCUACCUCCUGGACCUGCUGCAGUGCCUGUGGCACCGCCUGUUCCGCGUGCCCGCUCGCUGUGCCGCGCUGCUGCCCGACUUCCUGGAGCUCCUGCACGCCCUGUCCGCCGCAGUCUUCCGGCAGCGGCAGAAGCAGCAGAAGGAGAGCCCGCCAGCUGCCCACCCUCUGAGGCCAUGUGGCUCGACGGCCUCUGCCAGGACACUGCCCAGGCCCGCGAGGCUCGGGGCACCUUGGAAGCCUACGCCCUGCACGCGGCAGCCGCGGCGCUGCGCAGCGCGGAGGUGGCCGCCGAUGCGGCCAGGGCGUCCCAGGCGCUGGAGAUUUUCGUGUUGUGGCUGGGCGACUCGCUGGCGGACGGCCCGGAUGCGUCCCCCGCGGAGGAGGAGGCGGCGGCGCGCUCGGACGACGACGAGGUCGUCGCGGCCGCGCUCGGAGGGGAGGGCGUGACGGGUGCGCCCGGGGAUCGGAGUCGCUGCCAGCGCCAGCAUUGGCUGUGGCUGCUCUUUCUGUCGCCCUUCCCCGCGGAGCUGGUGCACUCGCAGCCGGCGGUGACGCUGAAGUUCUGGAAGAUCGUGUGCGGCCUGCUGUGUAAGCCCGGGCAGUCGGGCAGGCAGAGCGAAAUGCAGCUGCUGCACCUGGCCCUCGUGGUGAGCAGGCUGUGCAAGGAGCUGGUCCCCGCCCUGGACAGCUCGCAGGCAGUCUCGGAGACAGAGGAGAAGCAGAUACUCUAUCCGCAGUUCGCUCUGCUGGUGCCUGCCGUCACCUCUGCCUGCACCGUGCUGCAGGGCGUCUGCGGCGGGCCCGCCGGCCGCGCCGCGCCUCGCCGCGGCGCGGGCGCGAGGGCUGCGGCGAGGCAGUGCCUGGGCAGGGUCGAGCUGGCUCUGUCCAGGGGCCUCCAGCACCCGAGCCCCAAGUUUGGGUGCGUGCUGUUGAUUCUCCUUCUGGCCCAGAGCCUGCUGCAGAGCCCCGCCUGCGUGGUGCUCUGCCCCGUCGUCCUGCCGGCCCUGGCCGCCGUCUUCACGGCGCCGGGCGCCGGCGCCGCAGCCCUGGACGGCGCCUGGGGCGCCGUCGCGGCCAUGCUUGCCGCGCAGCAGGCGGCGGCCGGGGCGAGCUUCACAGGAGCGACCACGCGGAUGGUGAUGAGCGUGGUGCUGGCGGUGCUGGGCUGCAGCAGCCACCGGCCCGGGAGCUUCGACGCACACACCGCGGCCAUGGCGCGCUGCCUCGUCCAGGUGGCGCGCACCGACGCACGGGGCGUGAAGGCCGAGGUGGCCGCGAUGACCCCGGAGAGGCAGGCCACGAUACAGCAGCUCCUGAGAGAUCACAUGUCUGCCGCGGGCGCCGCCGGGGCAGGCGCGUCCAGCGUUGCCGCCUCCGCGGGGCCAGGCGCCGCGUCGAAGAUCUCCUUGAAGCUGAAGUUCUAA